AGGCGCACUUUCCCACGGUGGCAGGGGGCGCUGCUUCUUUGUGGUGGCCGUUGGCCUUCUGUGGCAGGCCGGUUGCCUCGGUCGCGUAUCUGUCCGUCCGUCGGUCGAUCUGUUCAUCCGCCCCGGGGCCUGUCUGUUGACCGCGCUCCACGCCUGCUGGCUCCUAGUGGCUGAGCUCCGGGGGCAGGACCUGAUUCUCUAGGCCUGGCCUAGGGCCCAGGUAGCUGCAGAACUGCCCGCUCGGGGGGACGCUGCCAAGGGCCGCCAUGGAGACCCCUGCCCCGAAGCCCCAGGAGACAGCUCUGUCCUCUCAGGACCCUGCUCUUCCUCACAAGGAGAAUCUAGAGGAUAAAUGGGGUCACAGUCUCCUGGAAGCCAGGCCUGAGGAAUCUGUGACUUUCAAGGAUGUGGCCGUAGACUUCACCCAGGAGGAGUGGGGCCAGCUGGACUCUCCUCAGAGGGCCCUGUACCGGGAUGUGAUGCUGGAGAACUACCAGAAUCUUCUCGCCCUAAUGGGGCCUCCGAUCUGUAAGCCAGACGUGAUCUCCCAUCUGGAACGAGGCGAAGAGCCAUGGCAGGUGCCCAGAGAAGUCCCCAGAGGGGCUCGUCCAGAAUGGGAGCCCAGGCCUGCGAUGAUGGAGGAGUUGUGGCAGCAGCAGGGCACCUACAAAGAAGAGCCAUCACAGGAGUCAGUUUCGGAGGGGCUGACGAGGUCCAGUCUCCACAGCCCUGGUCCAGGCGAGGGGUGGGCCUGGGAGGGCCCAGUGGCUGCUCUGUCAGGAGGCGAGGAUGUGCUGUGGAGGUGCAAGCCCACCGGCUGUGGGGAGGUCUCUGCAGAGGAGCACUGGCAGGGACACGAAGCGUCUGAGGAGGCUUUGCCCCUCAGGUGCACCCUCUUUGCCCAGCAGAGCAAAGGAGCUCUCAUUCCAACAGAGGGAGAGUCUCCUGACAGACACACCAACAUUUUCCCAUCCAGCGAGGCUGCAAGCCAGCACCAGAGAAUGUGCACAGGGAGAAACAAUUGCCAGUCCCGAGAGCACAGCAAACCUCCGCUUGGGAAAAGGCCUCAGGGCACUGGCACCGGGGAGGGUCUCUUUAUGUGUAGCCAGUGUGGGAAAACCUUCCACCAGAGCUCCUCCCUCACCCUGCAUCAGCGAUGGCACGCACGGGAGAAAGCCUACAGGUGUAACGAGUGUGGCAAGGCCUUCACCUGGAGGACCAACCUCGUCGAGCACCAGAGAAUCCACACAGGGGAGAAGCCCUUCCUCUGUGGCGAGUGUGGGAAAGCCUUCAGCUGUCCCUCGUCACUGAACGUGCACCACAGGAUCCACACGGGCGAGAGGCCCUACAAGUGUAACGCCUGCGAGAAGGCGUUCAGCUGCAGCUCGCUGCUGAACAUGCACCUCAGGGUCCACACCGGGGAGAAGCCCUACAAAUGCAGCGAGUGCGGGAAAGCCUUCAACCAGAGGACGCACCUGACACGGCACCACAGAAUCCACACGGGAGAGAAGCCGUAUAAGUGUGACGAGUGCGGGAAGGCCUUCACUUGCCACUCAUCCCUGACCGUGCACGAGAAAAUCCACAACGGAGACAAGCCGUUUAAAUGCAGCGACUGUGCGAAGGCCUUCAAUAACCGCUCACGCCUCACCCUCCACCAGAGGAUUCACACGGGAGAGAAGCCCUUCAAGUGUGGCGAUUGCGGGAAGGGCUUCAGCUGCCACUCCUACCUGGUCGUGCACCAGAGGAUCCACAGCGGGGAGAAGCCUUUCAAGUGCAACGAGUGUGGGAAAGCCUUCAACUCCCACUCCUACCUCAUCGUGCACCAGCGGGUGCACACAGGGGAGAAGCCAUUUGCCUGCAGUCGGUGCUGGAAGGCCUUUAGCUGCCACUCGUCGCUCAUCGUGCAUCAGCGGAUCCACACUGGAGAGAAGCCCUAUAAAUGCAGCCAGUGCGGCAAAGCAUUCACCCAGAAUCACUGUCUCAUUAAACAUCAGAAAAUCCACUCCAGGGAGAAGUCUUUUAAAUGUAACGAAUGUGGCGAAAUGUUCAACUGGAGCGCUCACCUCACCAAACACCAGAGGAUACACAGAGAAGAAAAGCCAUUUGCCAUCCAGUUCAAUAAGCAUUUGCUGAAUACAUACUAUGUUCCCAGUAGCCUGCUGGAUGCAGGUGACAUGGCCGUGAGCGGCAUGGACCCCAUCAAUUCACUGGACAUGGCAAAGCUCCUGUGUGUGGUUCAGCCCUCAGCCAGCAGGAACUUCCCCCUGGGUAGCAAACCUGGAAAUUAACAUGGUGUGCUUGUCAUCUGGCUUCUUCCCCAGGGUGAACGGCGGGGAAAACACAGUGGCUCGGAGGUACAUGCUGUAGCAGACACCUUCUUAUUAGCAGUCAUCACCUCCUGGGAAGGGAUACAUUCUAGGAGAGUAGAGUUGAAGGUCAUUUGAGGAUGUCCCAUGGUCUUGUUUCCUUUGACGGGUUUUGUGGUCACUGACCAGUGGAUUAGAUCUUUCCUGCAGAUAAAAAGGUAUGUCAAUCAUCGUGUCCUCAGACAGGCUCCUGGCAUGAUUUUGAUCAGGAAUUUCAUCUGUGAACUCUUAUGUUAAGAAUAAUAUAAAGAAUUUUAAAAACCAGAAUUAUGAACAGUAUUACCUCCAAGCAAACAUUGUAUUCCUGGAGGGGAGAAUAAUCUUGGAUGGUGGGAGUUUGGGAAAAAUCCGAUUCUCUGCACUCCCCUCACUGAAGUGGCUCUGCUGCAGAGGCAUUUGUUACAGCCAGCACAGACGUCACAGACACACAGACCAGCAACAGCCAGACCCUGACAAGCUGGCCUCACACCUGGCCACCUGGUUCGUAAUGGAAGAUUGGGAGCACACAGGCCAUGCGGCUGCAGUGUCGGGACAGGUGUGUCCAGAAGCACACCUUCACCCCAGCUGGGGCUGCCUGCAUGGCAUCCCCACCACGUAGCUCAGCUCCUCAGUGCAACCCCCAGGGAGAAGCCCCUUCCAUAGGACCAUCCCCAUGCUCCCUGCAGGGACAGAAAUACAGUGUUUAUCUAGAUUUAAUGUUAUUUCCACAAGUUCUCAGCAAAUACAAGAUGCCUUCUCAGUGAUAAUAAUUUGCAUUUGUAUAGAGUGCUAUAGUUUAUGAAAUGCUUUUUCAUAUACUUUUUAAAUUAUGGAGGCAA
Molossus molossus (Pallas's mastiff bat) is the source of this 3184-nucleotide messenger RNA. Its product is annotated as zinc finger protein 74-like. Gene Ontology annotation, molecular function: RNA polymerase II cis-regulatory region sequence-specific DNA binding; DNA-binding transcription activator activity, RNA polymerase II-specific. The transcript has 5 exons. The record is from RefSeq and is a predicted model, not a curated record. The coding region runs from base 267 to 2288 and encodes 673 amino acids. Lineage: Eukaryota; Metazoa; Chordata; Mammalia; Chiroptera; Molossidae. Gene Ontology annotation, biological process: regulation of transcription by RNA polymerase II. Gene Ontology annotation, cellular component: nucleus.